Molecule: messenger RNA, 3091 nt
Organism: Motacilla alba alba
Lineage: Eukaryota; Metazoa; Chordata; Aves; Passeriformes; Motacillidae
Gene: CGAS
Product: cyclic GMP-AMP synthase
Exons: 5
Coding region: 1-1056 (351 amino acids)
Biological process (GO): positive regulation of type I interferon production; activation of innate immune response; paracrine signaling
Cellular component (GO): cytosol; nucleus; site of double-strand break
Molecular function (GO): chromatin binding; double-stranded DNA binding; 2',3'-cyclic GMP-AMP synthase activity
Source: RefSeq, a predicted model, not a curated record
AUGCAUUUCAAAUUGAUCAGUAACCUGCUGAAUGGUGUUACGUGCGUUGAGUCAGAGACAGUACCUGAACAGGACGCGUUCAGGCUGCAGCAAGCCCUGCCCUUGCACAGCACGCAGCUGAGCCCGAUAUCUGAACCAAACGAGUUUGACAUCAUGCUUGUAAUGCCUGUCCCAAGGAUUCAGCUGGAUGAGUCUGAUGAUACUGGAGCCUAUUAUUAUGUAUCAUUCAAAAGGAGUCCAAAAGAAAAGGGCUGGUUGAAGUUCUUAGAGGAAGAUGGAAAAUUAUCAGCCUUUAAAAUGCUUCAAGCACUAAGAGAAAUUAUUAAACAGGAAGUAAAAACCAUUAAAGUUUCUUUGUUACUAGAUGUAGAAGUCACUGUGGCAAGGAAAAAGGCUGGAAGCCCUGCAAUAACUCUUCAGAUCAAAAAUCCUCCAUCCGAAAUAUCAGUGGACAUCAUCUUGACUUUGGAGGCUCAGAAGAGCUGGCCUCCCAGCACACAGGAUGGCCUCAAAAUUGAACAAUGGCUGGGAACAAAAAAGAGGAGGGAUUUCAGAUUUAGCUCAAUUUAUUUAGUAGCCAAGCAAAACAAAAGAGAAAAAGUUCUAAGAGGGAACACCUGGCGACUCUCCUUCUCACAUAUUGAAAAGGAGAUGAUAAACAACCAUGGCAACUCAAAGACAUGCUGUGAAUCCGAUGGACCAAAGUGCUGUAGGAAAGGUUGUCUUAAGCUGCUGAAGUUUCUUCUAGAGCGACUUAAAAUGAAACAUCCAAAAGAAUUGGAAAAAUUCUGUUCCUAUCAUGUCAAAACUGCUUUUCUCCACUCCUGUGUCAUGUGGCCAAAUGACACGAACUGGCACUUGGGAAACCUGGAUCAUUCCUUUCAGCAAUGUCUGGGAUUUUUUGUGGAUUGUCUGCAAAAGUCUCAGCUAACUCACUUUUUUAUUCCCCAAUACAACUUGCUCAGCCUAGAAGACAAGGCAAGACAUCAUUUCCUUUCAAGAAAAAUAAGCUAUGAAUUGAACAAUGGAUUCCCAGUAUUUCAUGAGAAUUAUUAAGAACAUUGUUCACAAUAGAUGUCUAAUCAUGUUGACUUUACAUAUUUGAAACAAAAAACUGCACCAUAAAUAACACUUCUGUAGUCUGUACUACAAAACCCAAAAAAACCCAAACCAAAAUAAAAUCAAGACCACUAAGAGAAAAAUGUAUACUUCAGUCACACUGCUUAGCCAUAACCCUUAAAAGAAAUGUUUUAAGUAGUAUUUACCUUGCCUAUCCAAAUGUGGAUGUCACCUGCAAAAUAUCUUCAAGGUAUACUAAGAACAUUGAGAAGAAUUUGAAAUAGUUCAUUUCCCACAUGUAACUUUUAUGUUUCCAAAUACAAAGGCAUCAAUGACUGCAUAAAGAGACAACUGACAAUUUUAUUUAAAACUUAGAUCUGCUGCAGAAUAUCAAAAUACACUCCUACUUUCAAAAGAAAAUAAAAAGUCACUGGAGUUACUUCAACAUUAACCAGAACAACUUCUCCAGAUUACCUGGGUGGAUAUGAAGACCUUUUGCAGAAGACAAUCACCAGCAACAGUUACCAGAGAAAGAAUAUUUUAGCUGAGUAAUAUGAAGUUCCUGAACUAAGUUAUCCUUUCUGAGUCUUCAGAAUUACUUUAGAAAUCAGUCUUUUCAUUGGGCUUUGGAUGGGAAACAAUCGUUACCUAAUAUGCUGCAACAGAGUAGAUGGUUUUCUGCCCAUGAGCAUUUAUUUGUAUGAUGAAUCAUGUAGAAAGAAAUGCAUCUUUCAACCUGAAUCAAAGAGGAAGACUCUUGAUAUAAAAGGCUUUCAAAACCAAAAUGCAGCAUGUACUGGACACUCCUGAAAUUGAAAUUCAUAUCCAUUUUUCUCAUAUUGAAGAAAUGUGUGUUAGGAAAAAAAUAAUUAUAAUAAUUCCUAUUACUAAAAUUGUGCAGGUGAGAAGGACACACCAUUUAAGAACUGCUAUGCUGCAAAUAAAUACAACGUUUGCUUCUACUUAUAGAAGCCAUGGGAAGUCCAUAUUUUUAGCCUACUUUUUGAAGGCAAAAUAACCUACUGGCUUGAAUAAUGCCCAGAUUUACCUCAAUAAUGAGCAAAUUAAGAGGAAAGAAUAUUUAGAGUAAUUUUUCUAAAAUAUUCUCAUUUUACUGAAUUUUGUUUAUUAGUUUUUAUUUAAUCAUAUGACGCAUAAAUAAACACAAGUUCAGACCAAGCAUCAAAUGAAGGAAUAACUCCUUCCCAUAUAAAUUUCAAAGAGUAGAAAACAUGCCCCAUUUUCACCAGGAGUCUGUGUGACAGAACCUGACAUCCAAAUGUAAAGUGUGAAUCGACUUUAUCUGGAAGAAAUAAAAGGUGACCUUCAAAUGUAUUCUUUUCUCCAUGACUUUGUUAACAUUGCUCUAGUAAAUUCUGGUUUCAUUCCUUAAGCUAAACUAUUACAUCCACAAAAUCCAAAAGCAGGUUUUCUUCCCCAGUUAGCCACAAACAAGUACUUCCUGUCAUGCUCUCCUCCAUUACAAGAAAAUGCAGACUGCUCUCAAAAAAUCUUGAGAGACAAGUCUUAACAAAAAUGACUACCGAUGUUAAGUUUUAAAAUAAGAAUAAAGAAAACUUGCUUCAGCAAACAUAAGUAAUGGCAAACAGAGCAGUUUUCACUAUCCUGAGAAAUCCUUCUGCAUGCCAACAGCAUAUCAAGAGAAAGGUACAGUAUUUUGAAACUACAUUGACAAACAUUGCUUACAAUCAAUAAUCUGAAUAUAAAAGGAAAAAUUAUCUUUUACAUUCUUAUAUAGUAAUAUCGUAUUUAACUAAAAAACCCCCAAACCAACCAACAAAGCCACAAUAUUUGUUUUUAACCAGUAGACAAUGGCUUUAGAAGUUUCAUACAUCACACAAGAAAAAGAAAUUAUGUGAAAAUAGUGUCCAAGUGCAAAGCCAGAUUUAUUCCUAUAUAAAGUUAAUCAAGUUUUCUAAGACGCUUUUGAGAAGUUUGUUUAAAUAGGACAGGUACAGAAAACAAUCAAACACAAAACAAAGGCAAUAAAUUCAAGCCCAUGGAAGCUAAC